Molecule: messenger RNA, 1812 nt
Organism: Dryobates pubescens (Downy woodpecker)
Lineage: Eukaryota; Metazoa; Chordata; Aves; Piciformes; Picidae
Gene: C1QL2
Product: complement C1q like 2
Exons: 2
Coding region: 376-1191 (271 amino acids)
Molecular function (GO): protein binding
Source: RefSeq, a predicted model, not a curated record
GGGCGAGCCCGUCCCUCCCUUGGGGACGAGGGGCAGAGCCGGGCCCCCGCUCGCCGCGGCGACGCCCCCGAGCCGGCCCAGCCCCGCCGGGCGGACGGGGCGCCGCGUCCCCUCGGAGCGGAGCGGGGUGGUGGCGUCUCUCGGCAGCAGCAUGGCGGGGCGAGCGGCCGGCCGGCGGGCGGGCUGAGGCGGGGGCCGGGCGGGGAGGCGCCGGCGGCGGGGGGUUCACCGCCUUUUCUUGCCGUCCCCCGCAGGGAGCGGCCGGUCCCCCGCGCCACCAUUGCCUCGCACGGUAAGGAGGACCUGCGCGCCGUCGCCGCCCGGCUCUGGCAGCGGAGGAGGCGGCUGCUGGCCGCCGCCGGGCUCGCCCUGGCCAUGGCCGUCGCCCUGCUCGUCGCCGUGCCCCUGCUUCUAAUGCAGGCACCCGCCGAGAGCGGUGCCCACUACGAGAUGAUGGGCACCUGCCGCAUGAUCUGCGACCCGUACAGCGGCGGGCGACCGCCUGGUCCCGGCAGCACAGCCGCCGUGGAGGCCCUGCAGGACCUGGGCGCCAACCCCCCGCCGCCCUUCGUCCAGGGACCUAAGGGAGAGCCGGGGAGGCCGGGCAAGCCGGGCCCCCGCGGACCCCCCGGAGAGCCGGGCCCGCCGGGUCCGCGGGGCCCGCCGGGGGAGCGGGGCGACGCGGGGAAGCCAGGGCUGCCUGGGCUGGCGCUGGCGGGCGCGGGCGGUGGGAGCGGCGGCGGGGCGGCGGCGGGCGGCGAGGCGGCGGGCGGGCUGAGCGCCGCCUUCAGCGGGCCGCGCAUCGCCUUCUACGUGGGGCUGAAGAGCCCCCACGAAGGCUACGAGGUCCUCAAGUUCGACGACGUGGUGACCAACUUGGGCAACCACUACGACCCGACCAGCGGCAAGUUUACCUGCCAGGUGCGCGGCAUCUAUUUCUUCACCUACCACAUCCUCAUGCGCGGCGGCGACGGCACCAGCAUGUGGGCCGACCUCUGCAAGAAUGGGCAGGUGCGGGCCAGUGCCAUCGCCCAGGACGCAGACCAGAACUAUGACUACGCCAGCAACAGUGUGGUGCUGCACCUGGACUCUGGCGAUGAGGUGUAUGUCAAGCUGGAUGGAGGCAAAGCACAUGGAGGCAACAACAAUAAGUACAGCACUUUCUCUGGCUUUCUUUUAUACCCUGAUUAACAUAAAACAAGCAACACCACACAUCUGGCCCUACCACUGAUACUUGUAGGGCUGGCUGGUGUUUCUGUACCCCGUUGUGCCGCUGUUCCUGCUGGCGUCCAAUGUCUCCACAGGUCACUUUAGCUUCAUUGUCAUUUUGUACUUUUUUGUUUGUUUGUUUGUUUUUUACUCCUGUGGAAAUGAAACAGAAGUGAAACAAAGCAAUCCCCUCCCUUACUCUCCCUCAAUUGCUCUGACCCUCCUCCCCUUUGUCAGCCUUGGUGUUUUGUGUGUCACAUGAGGAACUCGGCAGCUUGAAGUGGUUCCUGGGGGUGAAAGAGGGCCCAGAGUUUGGACUGUGCCUCACGUGGAAUUUGAACCAGUCACAAUUUUUCAUCAAUGAGUAUUAAUUACGAUGAUGAAUUUUCAGAUCAACUACUCAUGAAGUGGGACCGAACCAUAACUGUUUUUAAUUCUGCUGCUUUGUUUGUAUGGGGUCAAGUGUAAACUUUUCUUUUCUGUGCAAUGCAAUGCUCGUGUGAAUGACGGUGUCAUUAACGUCAGACCUGUUCCUGUCUGCAAAAGAAUUCAGUCAUUGACCACAAUCACCCAAAUACCACAUUAAAUUAUGUUUUUAGACAA